AUGGGGAUGAUUCAUCAGUUCGUGAAGUCCAUGCCAAUGGGCUUUGCAUGAAAACUACAGAAGUUGAAGCAAAACUUGAUGAGGGAAAUAUUCUAGAGGCAGAAUCGUCAUUACGUGAGGGCUUGUCGCUUAAUUUUGAGACUGUUGCUACAUGGUUUUCCACCUAAAUUUUCAGGAAGCAAGGGCUCUUCUUGGGAGGUUGGAAUAUCAAAGAGGAAAUGUAGAGGGUGCUCUUCGUGUGUUUGAAGGCAUUGAUCUCCAGGCAGCUAUCCAGCGGUUGCAACCUUUUGCUGCUGAGAAACAAACUUCCAGAAAGAGCCGCUCUCGAACAGAAUCACCACAUGUGGUUUCACAGCAUGCUGCUAGCUUGGUCCUUGAAGCCAUAUAUUUGAAAGCAAAGUCUUUACAAAAGCUGGGCAGACUGAGUGAGGCUGCAAAUGAAUGUAAAAGUGUUCUUGAUGCUGUUGAGAGGAUCUUCCAUCAGGGAAUACCUGAUGUGCAGGUGGACAAUAAAUUACAGGAGACAGUUAGCCAUGCUGUGGAGCUUCUCCCGGAGCUGUGGAAGCAGGCUGGGUGCUAUCCUGAAGCAAUGUUAUCUUAUAGACGUGCCCUUCUUAGCCAGUGGAACCUUGACAAUGACUGUUGUGCAAGAAUUCAGAAAGCAUUUGCAGUCUUUCUGCUGUACAGUGGAGUGGAGGCUGGCCCACCUAGUCUAGCUGUUCAAGUUGAUGGAUCCUAUGUCCCUAAGAAUAAUUUGGAAGAGGCCAUUCUACUUCUGUUGAUUCUGAUGAGAAAGUUCUCCCUAGGUAUUGUCCAGUGGGAUCCUUCAGUUAUGGAGCACCUCACUUUUGCACUGUCUCUAUGCAGCCAAACUUCUGUCUUGGCUAAGCAAGUUGAGGAAAUAAUGCCUGGAGUAUACCAUCGCAUAGAUCGUUGGAAUACUCUGGCUCUUUGUUAUAGUGGGGCAGGACAGAAUAGAGUUGCCCUGAAUCUGUUGAGGAAAUCACUACACAAGCAUGAACGACCAGAUGACCUAACAGCAUUAUUGUUGGCUGCCAAAAUCUGCUCUGAUGAUUCCUUGCUUGCUGCUGAGGGAGUUGGAUAUGCACAAAGGGCAAUUACUACUGCUUCUAAGGGAGUGGAAGAGCAUUUGAAAGGCGUGGGCCUGCGGGUACAGGGUCUAUGUUUGGGAAAGCAAGCCAAAAUAUCUUCCUCUGAUUUUGAGAGAUCUCAUCUUCAAUCUGAAGCUCUAAAAUCUUUAGAGGCUGCUUUGGUGUUAGAGCCCAACAACACAGAUUUGAUUUUUGAGUUAGGAGUUCAAUAUGCAGAGCAUCGUAAUCUGGAUGCAGCAUUGCGCUUUGCCAAGCUGUUCGUAGAUGCAACUGGAGGUUCAUUGUUGAAGGGUUGGAGAUUACUUGCCCUAGUUUUAUCCGCUCAACAGAGGUUUUCUGAGGCUGAAGUGGUCACUGAUGCUGCUUUGGAUGAGACUGCAAAAUGGGAACAGGGGCCCUUGCUUCGAUUGAAGGCGAAGCUUAGAAUCUCCCAAUCACUACCAUUGGAUGCUAUUGAUACAUACAAAUACCUUCUUGCAUUGGUUCAAGCCCAAAGGAAAUCUUUCGGGCCUGUAAGAAGUAUUUCUCAGGCGGAGGAUGAUAAAGAUAAUGAGUUUGAAGUUUGGCAUGGUCUUGCGAAUUUGUAUUCUGGCCUUUCACAUUGGAAGGAUGCAGAGAUAUGCUUGGCAAAAGCCAGAGAGUCAAAAGCAUAUUCAGCUGAAGCUCUACAAACUGAAGGUAUAAUGCAUGAGAAACGGGGACAAAUCCAUGAAGCUUUGUCUGCCUACAUUAACGCUCUUUUGUUGGAACCGUGCUACGUCCCUUGUAAGAUCUUGAUCAGCGGGCUCUUAUUGAAGAUGGGCCCAGCGGCAUUGCCUGUUGCAAGAGGUUUACUUGCAGAUGCAUUAAGGAUAGAACCUACCAACCGAUUGGCUUGGUAUUACUUGGGUCUGGUUCACAAGGAUGAUGGUCGCAUGGCUGAUGCUACAGAUUGCUUUCAGGCAGCCUCUAUGCUAGAAGAAUCCGACCCAGUGGAAAGCUUCAGCUCUGCGGUGUGAUCGAUGUCCCCAACACAGCCUGUGCGAUCUUCAACGUAUUCAUUAAUGUGGCAGUUACCUCUUCAGAUUUGGAGGAGGGAUUAACUUAAGGAGACAUUUUGCCUAGCUACUCAUUUAGAGGUCAUUGAUCUGACGCAGCCCUACUCCACAAGGAAGCAAGAAUUGAAACGGACCGAUGGCAUAAAAUGCGACGGAUGAGAAAAAAGAAGAAAAGAAACGGCGUGAGUCGACUUAUAGGAUCAUAGAGGACUUAGUCUGGAGGAGAUUUUUGUUGCUCUUGAUUGAUUUUUGCCAUUCUUGCUCAGAUAUGUAAAUUUUUGUGCUGUUUUCACUGGGCAAUUUGGGUUGGAGGCGAAUUAAAAUUAUUCAUUUUUCAAUUAUGAUGGUUCCUGAUGUAUCAAAUGUAUAUUUUUUUUUUUAACAUAAUCCAAAUUGUUGCAUUUAUAGUGA
Rhodamnia argentea is the source of this 2560-nucleotide messenger RNA. Its product is annotated as protein NPG1. NCBI's taxonomy places the organism in Eukaryota, Viridiplantae, Streptophyta, Magnoliopsida, Myrtales, Myrtaceae. The transcript has 6 exons. The record is from RefSeq and is a predicted model, not a curated record. Gene Ontology annotation, molecular function: protein binding. Bases 152 to 2110 code for a protein of 652 amino acids.